UCCCCCCCUUCGUUCACUUCUCUAAAAUCUGGGUCUUCGUGUUUAUAGAUCUCUGAUGUUUCUCGCUUCUUGAGUGCAAGAUUUUCUCCAUUUUCUUGUUUUAUAAAGGGAGAGACGUGGUUAUUUGUGUGCAUUUUGGAGUAAUGCUAUAAUGGGUUUCUUUUGUUUCUCCGUUUUAUGUUGAAGAUUCUCUCUUCUACAUUUCAAGGAAGCAGAUUUAGAAGUAUAUCGGCGAUGAGGUGCCAGUAGAUAAGUGGCAUCAGCUUGGAGUUGACAAAAUGGUUGGCACUGCAACCAAUGGCAGAAUGCGACAAGCAUUUUCAAUUGUUAAUGGUGAACAAGAACUCGUUCCGACUAGUGCUCCCCACAGUAAUGCCGGAUCAGAAUGUGGUGGGAUUGAGUUCACAAGAGAGGAUGUUGAUGCAUUGUUAAAUGAGAGAAUGAAAUACAAAAACAAGUUCAAUUACAAGGAGAGAUGUGACAAUAUGAUGGAUUACAUAAAGAGGCUAAGGCUUUGCAUCAGAUGGUUUCAAGAGAUAGAAGGAUGUUACCUGUUUGAGCAAGAGAAGUUGCAAAAUCUAUUGGAAUUUAAGGAGAGUCAGUGUGCUGAAAUGGAGUUGAUGUUGGAAAAUAAGGAAGAAGAAUUGAAUUUGAUUAUUGUGGAGUUGAGAAAGAGUCUUUCUUCUUUACAAGAGAAAGUUUCUAAAGAAGAAUCAGAGAAGUUGGCUGCAGUAGAUUCUCUUGCAAGAGAAAAAGAGGCCAGAAUUAGUAUUGAGAAGUCACAAGCUUCCCUCUCAGAGGAACUUGGAAAGAUUCAAGGAGAGCUUCAAAGUGCUAAUCAGAGGAUAGCAUCAGUAAACGAUAUGUACAAACUAUUACAAGAGUACAAUUCAAGCCUACAGCUAUAUAAUGGUAAACUUCAGACAGAUCUUGAUACAGCUCAUGAAACUGUUAAGCGUGGAGAGAAAGAAAAAGCCGCUAUUGUGGAGAAUCUCAGCAACUUAAGGGGUCAACACAAAUCCUUGCAAGAUCAAUAUGCUUUGUGCAAAGCAUCUCUAGAAGAAGUAACAAAGCAGAAGGAUGCCUUGGUGUAUGAAGUUGCAUCUCUAAGGGGAGAGUUGCAACAAGCAAGAAAUGAUCGUGAUCAAUACCUGUCACAAGUAAACGAUUUAACUGCCAGAGUGGUUAAUUGUGAUGAGCUAGCAGUAAAAUCAAAUGAAUUAGAGGAAAGAUGCUUAUCACAGAGUAAGCAGUUACAGACACUGCAGGAGCAACUUGAGGUUGCCCAAAAUAAAUUAAAGGUAUCUGAUCUGUCUGCAUUUGAGACGAGAACUGAGUUUGAAGCACAAAAAAGGCUUAUAACUGAGUUACAAAAUCGACUAGAAGAUGCAGAAUUUAAACUUAUUGAAGGAGAGAAGCUCCGUAAAAAGUUACAUAAUACAAUCUUGGAACUGAAAGGGAACAUUCGUGUAUUUUGUCGAGUGCGGCCUCUGUUGCCUGAUGAUAGUCCUUGCGCUGAAGGCAAGGUUGUAUCUUAUCCCACAACAACAGAGGCACUUGGGCGAGGCAUUGAUUUGCUGCAAAAUGGGCAAAAAUAUCCUUUCACUUUUGACAAAGUUUUUACACCUGAUGCAUCACAAGAGGAUGUUUUCGUGGAAAUUUCACAGCUUGUUCAAAGUGCUCUUGAUGGUUACAAGGUUUGUAUUUUUGCAUAUGGCCAGACAGGUUCGGGUAAAACUUACACUAUGAUGGGCAAACCAGGGCAUCCAGAGCAGAAGGGGUUGAUUCCCCGGUCACUAGAACAAAUAUUCCAGACUCGGCAGUCUCUUUUGUCACAAGGCUGGAAAUAUGAAAUGCAGGUUUCAAUGUUAGAAAUAUACAAUGAAACAAUUCGUGAUCUGUUGUCAACAAAUCGAGAUUCAUCACGAACAGAAAAUGGUACUAGUGGAAAGCAAUAUGCAAUUAAGCAUGAUGCCAAUGGGAAUACACAUGUCUCUGACCUUAGCAUUGUGGACGUUCGCAGUACUAGGGAGGUCGCAUUUCUUUUAGAUCAGGCUGCUAACAGUAGGUCUGUGGGCAAGACCCAGAUGAACGAACAGUCAUCUAGAAGUCACUUUGUUUUUACGCUACGAAUAUCUGGAGUUAAUGAGAGUACGGACCAACAAGUGCAAGGCGUCUUGAAUCUUAUUGAUCUAGCUGGGAGCGAGCGACUUUCCAAGAGUGGCUCCACUGGAGAUAGAUUAAAAGAAACUCAAGCUAUCAAUAAAAGUUUAUCUUCUUUAAGUGAUGUUAUCUUUGCCUUGGCAAAGAAGGAGGACUAUGUACCAUUCAGAAAUUCAAAGCUCACUUACCUUCUUCAGCCAUGUCUGGGUGGGGACUCAAAGACGCUUAUGUUUGUGAACAUCUCUCCUGAUCCCUCCUCAUUGGGCGAGUCACUAUGCUCACUCCGGUUUGCAGCCAGGGUUAAUGCUUGUGAGAUAGGAGUUCCUCGACGUCAUACCAUCAUGCGGUCUGCAGAUUCUCGCUUGAGCUUGGGCUGAUUCUUAACAAAAUAACGAUUUCCACUUCUAUUUCAGAACAUUAUCUCUGUCACGACUCACGAGUACUGAUAAAUUGAGAAAGUGAAGAGUGAUCCUAACCUCAAGCUGAUUAUAACUUGUAUAGUAAAGAUAUUGUUGCACACGAAAGCCUCAUCUCUUAAUGAAUUAAAUUUGUAAGGAUAAUACAAUUUUUCUUAAAUUUGUAUUAUAUUAUUAUGUUUUGAGGAUGA
This is a messenger RNA of Manihot esculenta (cassava), 2770 nucleotides long. Its product is annotated as kinesin-like protein KIN-14N. Gene Ontology annotation, biological process: microtubule-based movement. Gene Ontology annotation, molecular function: ATP binding; microtubule motor activity; microtubule binding. The transcript is spliced from 17 exons. Lineage: Eukaryota; Viridiplantae; Streptophyta; Magnoliopsida; Malpighiales; Euphorbiaceae. The coding region runs from base 279 to 2540 and encodes 753 amino acids. The record is from RefSeq and is a predicted model, not a curated record.